AAUGGUAGUGUUGGAUUAUUUGAAUUGAGUUUGCUGUGAAUAAUGUGACAGUCGUGAAAUAUGUUAAGAAUUUGGGAUGCCGCGGACUCGCAGUUAUGAUACUGGAGGAAACAUACAGAGGGUUACCACAGCUUGCCGUCUUAGCGAAGAUUUUGUGCCUCCUGAUGGUGGUGAUGUGCGGGGCGGUGCCGUCAACGGUGCGCUCCGUGAGUCUUUACUCGACUUGCAGUAGAGGCAAUGUUACCGUGUAUGGACGCACGGUCAAAUCGACAGUACGCAACGAGCACAAUGCACCCUAUCAAAAAAUGACAACACAGUCGGAAGACUUCAGCAUGAAGCUGUACAUCUUCGCAGAGAAGAGCAAACGCUACAUUUGCUUCAGCAAACGAUGGAAAGUAAUCAGUCUGCCGAAAAAAAGGAGAGACGAGCGUUGUCAGUUUUACGAGAUCUACAACGGCAGGUACCUAAGGUACCGAUCGGUCGUUGACCAGAACCGCUACAUCGGAUUCAACAAGAGUGGCAAGCCGAUGACGUCGCCGCGGGGCCGCCAGGAGUGCUACAACUUCAUAAAGCUGAAUCCGUACGCGGGCGUCGAGCGCCACAACGACAUCGUCUCCUCGAACAAGGGCGGCAUGAAGCACCGCGAUCAGCUGCGACCGGAGCACGCGAGAAAGCCGCACCCGAGUGGGCCGCGAGGGACCAAGAACUCGCACCUCCUGGCCUCCGAGAGCUCCUUCGUGGCCGGUAGCAGCAGGCUGGCGCAGCUGGCGACGCAGCAUCGCCAUCGGCACUCGAACAGCUGGAAGACGAUGCGCGAGGAGGCGACGAGGAGACGAUACGAGAGUCACGGAAGUAGCAGUAGCAGCCGUAGUAGCCUCCUCGUGGAGGCCGCGGGCAGCAGGAAGUAUUGAGUCGCCGGGGCGCGGCUCGUCGAUCAAGACUGCCUCACGCGUGAGAUCCACGAGACUCUCCACGAUAAGAAGCUGAUGGCGGGGACGAUGCCAACGGGCACGACGAGGACGAGCGCGACGUUGCCGGCGCACGCCGCUACCGCCCUCGCCGCCGCCCACGCCCCG
This is a messenger RNA of Ceratosolen solmsi marchali, 1076 nucleotides long. RefSeq lists its product as uncharacterized. Gene Ontology annotation, molecular function: growth factor activity. The transcript is spliced from 5 exons. Lineage: Eukaryota; Metazoa; Arthropoda; Insecta; Hymenoptera; Agaonidae. Bases 96 to 911 code for a protein of 271 amino acids. The record is from RefSeq and is a predicted model, not a curated record.